AUGAGGAAAUUUUUCAAGUACUUGCGUGACAUGAAAACCAUGCUUUGGUGUCACACCUUGGCUCUCCUCCUGGUAAAUGAGGAGCCAGGAGACUUCUAUCAUUGGAUGGUUUUAGUUGUCAAGCUGGCUAGACAGGAUGGGAAUAUGGGGAAAAACGGUGAGGGUGGUGGAACUGCUUUUGAGCGCAAGGUCAAUCAAACUGUGGUGUGCUACAUGGAAAAAUAUGAACCAGGGCGACGCGGCGGAGAUAAUUUUGGAGUUGAAGGUAUGAUGACGGCGCCAGGUAUAAGACCCCGCGCGGUAAUCAGAUUAUAUGGUGGUCUCUCCUUGCUACUCAAGUCCCCUACGACCGUCGCUCGUUUGCCUCUUUCAUCCACGCGUGCACGCAAUCUCCCUACCCUACUCUGGCGCCUUAGUCUUCUCAAACGCCAAUCUUCAUCCCAUUAA
Molecule: messenger RNA, 447 nt
Organism: Rodentolepis nana
Lineage: Eukaryota; Metazoa; Platyhelminthes; Cestoda; Cyclophyllidea; Hymenolepididae
Source: the annotation of a GenBank genome assembly